GAGCUCAAUAACAUGGAGUCCUCCGCCUGGCACCUCCGAGGAGGGAUCCUACCGAAAAACCUGAGCGGCGCAUAGAGACCCGGACCCGGGGAGGAGGGGGCGGGCUGAGCGCGUCCGCCUCUGGAGCCUCCUGCUCGGCUCCUUCAGCUCCGGUCCGGACCCACAAACUAUGUCGGACGGUGCGUAGACGGUGGCUCAGCUUGUGCAACGCGCAAACCAGGCCGAUUUCAACUCAGAGGAGGUUGCACAAUGUAGGGAGGCUGUUUGCAAGUGGGACUCCAUUCUCUGGGGGGGGGACCAUGGAGCCAGAUGAGCAACCCCUAACCCCAGGGACCAGCAAUGGGCCCCUAUCCUACCCUGCAGCUCAGAAUCCCAUCCCCUCCAACUUCCUCAACUGUAGCUUAGAGUCCUCAUCUUCGCCCAAUCAGAGCGAUGGCUUGAUGGCUGCUGAGUGCGCGUGGGGCGACGACUCCGAGCAGCCCAGGAGAUUCAAGUCCUCUGCCUUUCCUUCCUCUCUGAGCUGGGACUCAGACUCGGAGAAGGAAACACUAGAAGAAGAGGAGCUACAGAACUUUUCUAACCCUCACGGUCUGGCUACUCACAGCCCGGGAUCUCCUUCUGCUGGACUCAGGCUCGAUGGUGAAGAUGAACAGGAAUUUGAGAAACUGCAUUCCUUCAAUAGUACGACUGACACAUCCACCCCUGCAGAGGGGGGUAGUGACAACAAUAGCACAAAGAAAGAGGAGCCAAAGACGAGUCAGCUUGGCCAAACAGAAGGAGGUAGCAGAGUCUGGAGCGUAUCCGAGGGUGCUGAGCCAUUUCUCUCCAAAGGAAAACCAAAGGAAGCAUGCCCAAAAGAAGAGGAGGCUGAGAACAGCAAGGACGAGACAAGGCCUAAAGGAAAGGAAGCCAGGGAGCCUGAGAGAGAUGUUUAUACCUUCCCUGGAGACUCUGACCCAGAGAGUCCGCCCCCUGCUCCUUGGGCUCAGUGCACGUUCAUUCAGCGGCGCAGGAGGAAGAGGGCGCUGCUCAGACCCUUCUCUGGAAUGGGAUCGCCUGAAGCUCACAUGUCAGAAAGACAGAGUCCUCAAACAUCUAAAACCGCUGAGGCGGCUCCGCACAGUCCAUCACAGGUUUAUGAAUUCGAGGAAGAUGACGAGACGGUGAAGUUCACAGACGAAGUUGAGGAGAAAAGCGAGUCGGGGUCUGGAAACGAGAUCUACACCUGUGUGGAGUGUAGCAUUUACUUCAAAAAGCAGGUCCACCUGCAGGAGCACAUGGCUGAGCACUGCCAGACCCCAGCGGGAGGAAGCAGGCGUUCAGGAAAGGGCAGCCGGUUACGGUGUGCGGAGUGCGGCUGGAUCCUCCCAAACCGCCCGGCGCUGGCCGACCACCAAAGGAGGCACCAGGAGUCCCGUCUGAAGAUUCUAGAGGAGAUUGAGAAACUGAAUGAAGUGGAAAAGGCAAAAGAGUCGGAAGGAGAGGAGAGUGGAGCGCUGAAGCACGCCGACCCAACUGUUACGCAACAUCCAGGGGAAAUGUCAGAUGGCGAAAUGGGGAAAUCUCCUCCUCCGGCCACAGAUUCAUCCUCAGUUCAGGAUCCAGAUUCUGCUGCCAUAGACGUGGACUCGGUUCCUCCAAAUUCAGCCCGAAGCCCAGCACAGGCCCACCGCCGCCGCUUUGUCUGCAGCGAGUGUAACUUCAGCACAAGAACUGCCCAGGCUCUGGCUAAUCACUCCAAGAUUCACAAGAGGAAGAGGCAGAUCCUCCAUCCCCAGCGGGGGCAGAGGGUUCUAAAGGAGCGCCAGGCUCUGGUUCAGCCCCAAACUAUGCCAGUUGAGCAGAACAGGGAAACCAGCCCGUCUCUAACAUCUAAUGCACAAGUUCUUGACACCGAUCCAGGUUGUCAGUACCUCUCUGAGUGCGAAUCCCCACCUGCUGCUGCUGCUGCCACAAGCCAGGGGGAUGUCACUGCCUCAGAGGACAGCACGGCAUCAGACCAUGGAGCUGCCCGGCACAACUAUGUCACAAACAGGACAUUCAGGACAGCAGGGAAGUCCAAGUUUGAUCCCGAGGCAGAUGAUGAUGCACUGCCUGGGAGUGAAGAGGAAGAGGAGGAGUGUGACAACGGCGAGGAAGAAAAGCCGUCCCAGCCAGAGGCCGACUCACCUGUGGGCAGGAAGCUGAACAGUCCAGAAGCUUCUUCACCACCUUCUAAGAAACGUGCAAAGGCCCAAGGAGAACAGGAGGCGCAGAAAGAAAGGAAGGUUUUCUUUCUGAGGAGAAGCAGCAGGGUUACCGCGGCCCAGGCGCCGACCAACAGCGACGAAGACGACGACGCCGACGAAGAACACGUCCCGUUUUACCUUUCAGAGGGCGUCUUUGACGCAGACGAAGACGACAUGGAUGAGGAGGCGCUGAGGAGCGUGGAGAGGAAAUGCCCCUACUGCCCCGAUCGGUUCCAUAACGGAAUCGGCCUGGCCAAUCAUGUACGAGGACACUUGAAGCGAGUGGGCGUCAGCUACAACGUGCGUCACUUCAUCUCUCCAGAGGAAGUCAACGCCAUUGAGAAGAAGUUCUCCUAUCAGAAGAAGAAGAAAAAAGUUGCCAACUUUGACCCAGACACAUUCAGCUUGAUGCACUGCGAGUUCUGCAGCGCCGGCUUCGACACACGGGCCGGCCUGUCCAGUCACGCUCGGGCUCACCUGCGGGACUUUGGGAUCACUAAUUGGGACGUUACCAUCUCACCUAUCCACAUUUUGAGGGAGUUGUUCUCCAGCAGGCCAGACCUGAUGACUACAGAUCCCCCUCGCAGUCUCGGCAGCUCUUCGGAGGAAGACGAAGAUGAGGAUUGCGAUGAGGGGGACUCUGGGGACGGAGGAAUUAUUAAGGUUAAGCUUGAAGGGGAGACGAGUGAAAAGAGCCCCCACCCUUCUGACUCGGUUGACCUGAGUUCAGGAUAUCGUCGGCGCAGGAAGAAGAAGAAAAGACUGGAGGACCGUGAUGGUGAUGACAAGGAUGCGGCAGAUGAAGAUGAUGAGGAGGGUCUCCGGCUGUCGCUGGAUGGUCUGUGCUCCAGUGUGGGGAAAAAGGACCGGCUCACUCAGAGGGAGGAUGUAGGCACCAAAGCCCAGAAGUGGAAGUGUGAGGUCUGCGACUCUCAGUUCGAGAGCAAACGUGGACUCUCCAUCCACUCUCGCGCUCACCUGCGCCAGCUGGGCGUCACCGUCUCCGACAGCGGCUGGUCGGCCAUCGAUCUGCUCCACCGGGUGGCCAUGGAACGCAGCAUAGACGGCAAGAUAAGCUCGUCUCUUCUCACGCCCAAGAAACCCUCCUUGCCUGUUUCUCUUAAAGAUGAGGAGGACAUGGAGCUGGACGAGAAACCCAUCCCUCUGUCCAUCCUGGCCAAAGCGGCAAAGGCGGUGCCGUCUGGCUCCGCCACGCCUACACCUUCUCCGGGUGCUUCUCCAGCUCCGGCUCACUCCAACUCGCCUUCCUCAGUAGUGAAGAAAGCCCCCAUUUCAUCUCUACUGCCCGUGUCUUCCCCUUUGCGCUCCCCAGAGCCCAAAGUUGGGGGACUGAAGGGCUUGACCUCUAACCUAUCUGCUGCCUCUGCAACGUCAAAGCCACUUUGGGCUCCACAGGAGAACGAUGCUCCCCUCAACCUCACACUGGAUGCCGACUCCGAUAAGGACAUCGUUUGCCAGCUGUGCGGCGCCUGGUUCGAGACCCGUAAAGGCCUCUCCAGCCACGCGCGAGCCCACCUGCGACAUUUCGGCGUGGAAUACUCCGAGUCCAAGGGCUCUCCUAUUGAACUCCUGAGCCAGCUGAUGGACACGGACGACUUCAAGCACAAAGCAAGUGCGCUGGAGCUCGACUGUCCUACAGAAACGGAGGACGCCCCCGCCGCGCUUCCCACGGCGAAGCAGCCGGUGCUGACACUCUCCUCUUCUUCCUCUGCGUCACUCCUCUACAAGGUGACCACGGUCGGAGGUGGGUCCAAAGCUACCUCUUCCUCCGCUUCGUCCUUACCUGGCCGACCCGCCAAGCGGCUCAAGACUGCCUCCAUGCAGGUCUUCCGCCUCAGCAGUGGCGAGCUGAUGGCCCUUCCACACAACGAACCUCCAAAGGAAAUUGGCUGCGAAUACUGCGGCGAGUAUUUUGAGAACCGGAAAGGACUUUCCAGCCAUGCCCGCUCCCACCUGCGCCAAAUGGGGAUCACGGAGUGGUCCGUCAACGGGUCACCAAUCGACACGUUGAGGGAGAUCAUCACGAGGCGGGGCCUGCCCUGCGCUCUUCCUCUUAAGCCUCUGAAAACCCCUCCGUCGUCCUCUCCAGGACCCCCUCGCUCCCCUCUGUCCACUUCCUCGUCUCCCUCAGCCUCGCUCCUUGGCCGCCUGCCUUUUGCCUUCGCCCGCCCCUCCAGCCCGCCUCAGUCGGUGAUGUCCAAGUCCAGCUCGGCCGCUCCGAUGCCUUCCAGCGGCCUGACUCUCAAGCCAAAGCCCGAGCCGGUGCAGGUGGAGGUCACUGCGCCCGGAACUGUGGGGAGAUCCAGAAGUUUUCCGGUUGACUCUCCGAACUCCAGCUGGAGCGGCUCUGAUAAAGCUUACCCCCUCAACUUAGCCAUGUCCCACGAAGCGGAGCCUACGAGGGACAUUCGAUGCGAGUUCUGCGGGGAAUAUUUCGAGAACCGCAAAGGUCUUUCCAGCCACGCGCGGUCCCAUCUAAGGCAAAUGGGCAUCACGGAGUGGUCCGUCAACGGCUCGCCCAUCGACACCCUGAGGGAGGUCAUGCACAAGCGAGGGGCUGGCGGCUCGUCUCGCUCAGAGCAAGGAGUGAAGAAAGAGUCCCGCCAAGGAACCAGCAGUCCCUUAUGGGAAAACGUGGGAGGAGCCAGGGGGUCGGACGGUUUGGGUGUUUCCGGUUACCAGUCCUCCAAAUUCCGUAAAUCUCCUCUCAGUUUGGUGCAGUCUGGGUCACGGAUCCUUAAACAGGGGGUGAGCUCCGUGGGUCAACCUGCGGGGAAGCUGUUCCGAUUGUCCCCACUGGGUAAAAGGCCGUCAUCAGAUCAGGCCCAGUCGGCGGAGACUGGGGCAGCACAAGCACAUCGGCUCAAGACCUUCUCAUCACUUCCACACGAUUUCUCCUACAAAAGGAAACCCUCGCCAGAAAAGCACGGACACCAGGACCCCAGCUGCGAGCUUUGCGGCUUCUACUUUGAGAACCGUAAGGCUUUAGCCAGCCAUGCGCGCGCCCACCUGAGGCAGUUCGGUGUGACCGAGUGGUCUGUGAACGGGUCGCCUAUCGAGACGCUCAGCGCUUGGAUCCGCAGCAGACCUCAGAAGGUUCUGGAGAUGCACCGGAACUACAUGCAGGGGAACCGCUCCACCCAGAAGAAGAAGAGGAGCUCCCUGGCUUUGUCAGCGGAUUCUGAUCAUGUCCUCCCCAUCUCAUCGCAGAAGGCCCACUCCUCGUACUCCUCUUCCUCCCAAUGGUCUCCUUCCUUCGCUGCUAGCCUGGCUCGCCCGCGGAGCCAAGAGCUCCAGCGCGGCUCCUCAGAGACGGCUGACGAGGAGUCGGGUACCAGCUCACGGUCGGCUUCAGGCCGGGCCGGCGGCAGCAGCCCCACCUUCUCACGCCUCGGCAGCAGCCUGCAGACGCAGGUGGCCCGCAGCGAGCUGAAUGUCCGCCUGUCAAGAGGUUUCGAGCGUCGGCCCAUGAAGCACCCAUCCUGCCCAGACGGAUCAGAGCGAGACACUGGCUCUCCAAAGCCGCCACGCACAGGCACCGUCCCCUCACUGGUGCCCAAACCCCCUUCCUACCCACUGGUCAAACUGGUGGGCAAGUUCUACACCCUGAAGUGCCGGUUCUGCGAGGUGGAGUUCCACGGCCCGCUGUCGGUGCAGGAGGACUGGAUCAGACACCUCCAGCAGCACAUCUUCAAGAUGAACUACAAUAAGCCUGGCGCUCUAAAAGCAGCCGCCAACCCCACCCCGGUCCAGGCCUCGGACCCCGGUUCAAGAACCGCCUCCACCCCGACCCGCUCCACCGCCCCCAACAGCCGCUCCCCAACGCCCGUGGCAGAGUUCGCCCCUGCCAUAACUGCCAAAGAGAUCACCCAGGUCUCAGAGGAGCAGCUCGCCAUAAUCCCCACUCCCCUUCCUCUCCCGACGCAGACGGUGUGAGCUCCAGCUCCUCCUCCUGUGUCUCUACAGGUCCACCUUUGUUCGUCCAUUGCUUUCCUUCCUUUUAACCUUCAGCAAACUUUUAGGGAGGAACUUCCCUUUAUCAGAAGAGCACCUUUGAAGCAUCUCUAGUGUCCCCAAGUCCAGUUGCCAUGGGAACAAAACUCUCCGGGCUCCUCUGAGGUUUGGGGAUGGGUGAUGAUGGUAACUGUCCGAAAUACUACUUUGUGUUUGCCUUGUUUAUACAGAAUGUUCAGGCGUUACUGUACUUCCCCCAUUCACUGGGAGGGUAAGAGGCUGUUAUUAACCCUUUGUUACUCUUUAACUGCCCCACCCCUUUUAAAGUUCCUGACUGAGAUUCUAAUCCUGCUUGUCUCACAGUUGAGACUAUAAAUGUUAGCUGACACCUAGUGUUUAUAAAAAGGCACUUUUUUUUAUUUCAUUUUUUUUAUUUGACACUUUCACCCUGCACUUAACGAAACACAAUUAGCACCCGUUAAGGUGUAAUAUUAAAAAAGGAGAUAGAAGCACACGUGAGGAGAAAUCGCUCCACUUCACCUUUUUUUUUGUGUCUGUAGGCGUGAUACAGUCCCCUGAUGUAAACGUACAUUCAGCUUGAAUGUAGCACCUGUUAUGACCUCAUUUAAACAUUAAUCCACAAACAUGCGGUCCAAAACAAAAGUAUACACACCCCUUGAACUUUAUUUGUUCCUGAUCAUUUGUCAUUUUAAUGCAUUUUACAGUCAUUGAAUGAUUUAAAUCAGGGGUUCCUAAAUAGGACGUAAUUCCUGAGGCGUAUAUAGAGAGCAAAUUUAUUAUGUCAUGUCCCUUUAAAUAGAUUAAUACGAGUAAAUAAGAAGACGUAACAUUUAUUUAUUAAUUUAUUUAUCUAAAACAUGAUGCAAAUAAUAAAUUUACCAUAAAAAUUCUGAAGUGCACAAUAAUUAACAUCCUAUUCACAUAAAAAAGGGUUUGAUUAAAUAAAAUGUUUUUAAAAUAGAUUUGUUUAAACAUG
This is a messenger RNA of Cyprinodon variegatus (sheepshead minnow), 7200 nucleotides long. It is a transcript of the gene wizb, whose product is annotated as protein Wiz-like. Lineage: Eukaryota; Metazoa; Chordata; Actinopteri; Cyprinodontiformes; Cyprinodontidae. Gene Ontology annotation, biological process: regulation of transcription by RNA polymerase II. The transcript has 17 exons. The record is from RefSeq and is a predicted model, not a curated record. The coding region runs from base 300 to 6185 and encodes 1961 amino acids. Gene Ontology annotation, molecular function: RNA polymerase II cis-regulatory region sequence-specific DNA binding; DNA-binding transcription factor activity, RNA polymerase II-specific. Gene Ontology annotation, cellular component: nucleus.